GCCGUUUCCUGCCCUGCCGCGCCUUGCCUACAAAAUGUGUCGAACCACUACUCAACAUCAGCUUGGUGCCAAUCCUCCCCACGAGCCUUGAGCCUUCAACAUACGUCCAGCAUCCAUUACCGCGUCCAUGAACGCGCUUGUUGGCGCAUCGGCCAGUCCAUUCACUGCAAAGCGACGAGCCUCACCGAACAAAACAUCAAGCGCCGCUACAACUGUCAUCGCUACUGCCCCUACCACCACUGGCUUCUUAGAUCCCAUCAGCAUCGAUCUUCCAGUCUGUGGUGAUGGUGCGAAUCCUUUCUAUCAGCCAGCCAACCAGUCUACGUUGUAUGUCGACAAGACGUAUUACAUGGCCGGGAAUCCCAAGUUCUUUUCCCAGAUGGACUCUACGGUUCAGGUCAAAUGCAGUGGGUAGAUGAUUCAGCCGCGGUGGCCUAGUCAUCAGAACAGAACAGGUCUAAAACGGCUGGAGCAAUGUAGUUGUCACCUUGAGCAAGGAGCUGCUUCGAGGCUACGACAUGUACAAUUUAACAUUUUGUAUACUGAAACUCAGGGAAGGUCAGCCAGCUGCACCAGCGCACGUUUUUGACAGUUCCCAAAUCAUGCUUCAGCAUGAGCUCCACAUCACCUUCCACCAGGCCUUAAGCACUCUAUCGACAAA
Paraphaeosphaeria sporulosa is the source of this 661-nucleotide messenger RNA. RefSeq lists its product as uncharacterized. The coding region runs from base 128 to 415 and encodes 95 amino acids. The transcript is spliced from 3 exons. NCBI's taxonomy places the organism in Eukaryota, Fungi, Ascomycota, Dothideomycetes, Pleosporales, Didymosphaeriaceae. The record is from RefSeq and is a predicted model, not a curated record.